UCAGAUGGUAACUCCAUCUGUUUUCCUUGCCUUUUUCUGCACACGAGGCUGGUGGUACUUUUGCAUGUGUAAAUUUUGGCCAACCCGGACGACGUGAAGAUAAACUUAGUCCUAGUGUCCCUUUACCCGUGGAAAAUACAGAUGUGCAAUCAACCCUGUAACAUGUGUUUGUUUGUCACCAACUCUAAGGGGCAGCGUUGGAGGAUCACUGGGGGAAAUGCCACACCUGAGCCCUUAUAGGGCGGGCGUAGGACUUGCACCCCCUCUAGAGGGCGUCCGUUUGGGGAUUGAGAGACCCCGAGGUGCAUGAGGUGGUGUGGGCAGAAGGGAGUCCCCACUGUGGGACGCCUCCUAGCUGUUCCCUGGGCCUUUCUCCCCGUCUCCAUUCACCCUUCACUGAAGCUGCUGGUUCUCUGCCUUCCUGUCUGUGUGUCACUGCACCUGACCACCCUUCCUGACUACCUUUUCUACCUGUCCCCUCAGCCCCAUCUCCAGCCUUGAUGACUCUGGAGCACACAGUUCUGUCCCCUGCAGCCCUGCACAGCUGCUCGUGGGAUGCACGGCCUUGUUUGCAGUUUCAUGGACCUGGGUUUGAGCUCAGGCUUUGCCAGGAGCUCACCAAGCGACCUCAUGCAAAUCACAUUCGUUAUCUCCACAGACCCCAGUUUUCUCACCUGGGAGAGGAUCUCCUGGGACACUGUAGAAUGUGAAUUCUAGGAGAGCAAAGACAGUGAUAAAACCUGGCAUUUCCCGCCUGUGGGAUGUCCCCACCUCAGGGACAGCUCCUCAGCUGGCCUCAUGUCUCUGCAGCUCCCCUGACACCUGCCUUGCAUGUAUCUGUUUCAGGGCUGGGAGAGGGCUCUGCCCUCCUUCAUCCGGACAGCAGGUCCCACCCUAGGUCCUUGGAGAAAAGUGCCUGGAGGGCUUUCAAGGAAUCCCAGUGUCACCACAUGCUCAAACAUCUCCACAAUGGUGCCAGGAUCACUGUGCAGAUGCCGCCUGCCAUCGAGGGCCACUGGGUGUCUACCGGCUGUGAGGUGCGGUCGGGCCCCGAGUUCAUCACCAGGUCCUACCGGUUCUACCACAACAACACGUUCAAGGCCUACCAGUUCUACUAUGGCGGCAACCGCUGCACCAGCCCCACCUACACACUGGUGGUCCGCGGCAAGAUCCGCCUGCGCCAGGCCUCCUGGAUCAUCCGUGGCGGCACCGAGGCUGACUACCAGCUGCACCGCGUGCAGGUCGUGUGCCACUCAGAGGCUGUGGCGGAGCGGCUCGGCCAGCUGGUCAACCGCACGUGCCCUGGCUUCAUGCCCGCUGGGGGUCCCUGGGUGCAGGACGUGCCCUAUGACCUGUGGCGGGAGGAGGGCGGCCGCGAGUGCACCCGGGCCGUGAACUUUGCCAUGCACGAGCUGCAGCUGGUCCGCGUGGAGAAGCAGUACCUGCAGCACAACCUGGACCGCCUGGUGGAGGAGCUCUUCCUGGGUGACAUCCACACUGACGCCUCCCAGAGGAUGUUCUACAGGCCGUCCAGCUACCAGCCCCCACUGCAGAAUGCCAAGGCCCAGGGUCCCCAGCUGCAGUCGCUGGCCCGUGGAUCUCCUGCCAAGGCCGGAACCAUCUCUUUCUGUGCAAACCACGACCACGCCUGCAUUGCCUGCCGCAUCAUCCACCGGUCGGACGAGCACCGGCCGCCCCUGCUGCCCCCCAAGGCGGACCUGACGGUGGGCCUGCACGGCGAGUGGGUGAGCCAGCGCUGCGAGGUGCGGCCCGAGGUCCUCUUCCUCACGCGCCACUUCAUCUUCCACGACAACAACCACACCUGGGAGGGGCACUACUACCACUACUCCGACCCCGUGUGCAAGCAUCCCACCUUCACCAUCUACGCCAAGGGUCGCUACAGCCGCGGCGUGCACUCCGCCAGGGUCAUGGGCGGCACGGAGUUUGUGUUCAAAGUGAACCACAUGAAGGUCACCCCCAUGGACGCAGCCACUGCCUCGCUCCUCAAUGUCUUCAACGGGAACGAGUGCGGGGCCGAGGGCUCCUGGCAGGUGGGUGUCCAGCAGGACGUGACCCAUACCAAUGGCUGUGUGGCACUGGGCAUCAAACUACCUCACACGGAAUACGAGAUCUUCAAGAUGGAGCAGGAUGCCCGCGGCCGCUACCUGCUCUUCAACGGCCAGAGGCCCAGCGACGGCUCCAGCCCGGACAGACCCGAGAAGAGAGCCACAUCCUACCAGAUGCCCUUGGUCCAGUGUGCCUCCUCGGCGCCCAGGGCUGAAGACUUCUCUGAGGACUCCGGGCAGCAUCAGCACCGGAGCCGGGCACCCGGGAGCGGCCCGUGUCCCCUGCUGCUGGCUGGGCUCGCUGGCCUUUGGAUCCUGCAGCCCUGGCACAGCCUUGGAUAGAAGCGCUUACAGAGUUUGAUUUUUCCAAACCGGGAUGCCUUACAAUUUACAGAUUUUCUUUACAGAAAGAAAAGACACUUCUUCCUCGGAUGCACUUGAGCGGCUGAGAACAGUCCUCCUCCCCCGCCUGGCCCCCGCCCGCCUGGCCUGAGUCAUGAGCUGUUUGAAGUUUUGGCUUUGAACUGCAUCCAGUCGGAUCCCAGGCCUGGGCGUCCUCACCAUAUAAUUGCACUUUAAGACCACAGAGAGGUUCAGGCGAGCGUGUUGGCAGCGGGAGCAGGGUAAGCGCUCCAUCUUCUUUUCUUCCUCUUCAUGAUUAUUGCAUUUCGGGGGGGAACUGAGGAGAAACAAAUAGCAGCUUCAGCUUUUCCUGCUGCUUCACUGCGGUUGCUUUCUGCUCCUUUGAGCCUGUCUCACUCUCCGAGUUUUCCAACCUGGAAUGCAGUGCAGAGUUGGUUUGGGACUGCGAUCCAGACACCUUUGAUGAAAUAAAGAAGAGCUAGGGGUGCAGGAAAAGACACUGGUGUAACGGAACCACCUUGACAGCUUCAUGCAAAAAGAGAGCAAAUCCACACUUUCAAAUGUUGAAAAGUAUCUGUAAUUAAAGUUUCAGAGUCAUUUAAA
Molecule: messenger RNA, 3032 nt
Organism: Lagenorhynchus albirostris (white-beaked dolphin)
Lineage: Eukaryota; Metazoa; Chordata; Mammalia; Artiodactyla; Delphinidae
Gene: APCDD1
Product: APC down-regulated 1
Exons: 5
Coding region: 762-2408 (548 amino acids)
Biological process (GO): negative regulation of Wnt signaling pathway
Cellular component (GO): plasma membrane
Molecular function (GO): Wnt-protein binding
Source: RefSeq, a predicted model, not a curated record